AUAAUCACUAUUUAUCAAGAUAUAGCUCCGAGAGAUUUUCAGUUAUGAACAUGAACAUGAACAUAAAAGUGCAAGAUUCCUGGAGCAUGCCACGGCGACCAAUCAGAAGAAGGCAUCAGAAAAGCCUAUCACGAUAAGUGGAUUCUGACCCAAAGCAUGUUAUCAGAAACAGAGCAGUGUUGGGGGUUUCAGAUAGGAGCAGCAAAGGAGCCGGCGAUGAUUGGCUGGAGAGGUCUCGCCGGAGAGCAGGUCCAGAGCAGGAGUCGGUCCGGAAUGUGCUGGAGGUUUGGUGGGCGACUUUGCAGCAGCUUCCUCACAGGCAGCAGAAAAGGGCCAGGAAAUGGCAAUGGAAAUGGGAGAGGGAAACCCAGUCCGCGUUGCGCAGGUGUAGCGGUGAACCUUAGAUAAGGACAACUCUAAAGCCUGCAUUAAAUGACCAAACCUUCAGCUGUUUUCGCCCA
Molecule: messenger RNA, 461 nt
Organism: Ascoidea rubescens DSM 1968
Lineage: Eukaryota; Fungi; Ascomycota; Saccharomycetes; Ascoideales; Ascoideaceae
Exons: 1
Coding region: 157-408 (83 amino acids)
Source: RefSeq, a predicted model, not a curated record